UCCAGCGCCGCGGGGUGCUGUGGGCCCGCCUCUUUCUCUCCUCCGCUGCCCCGCGUGUCUGUGAGCGACAGGGCUCCUCUGCACGCCGCGAGCUCGGGCCUUCGCCGCCGCUGAGGACCAGCUGUCCCCGGGCCUGAGGGUCUGGGCGACGAGGAGAAUGGACGCUCCUCCCGACGCCUGGGACCCCGCCUCCGCUCUGCUGUCGCUGUGGACCUGCAGGUUCUACCUGUACCUGGGCUUUGCUGUCGGCCUCGGCGUGUGGAUCUGCGUCCAGGUGCUCAGCAGGCAGGUCAAGAAGUCACAGGAGAGAUCUAUUCCAAAAGCAACUCAGGAUCUUAUGACAAAUGGUUAUACCACCCUUCCAAAGAAGCAAAUCUUUGUAUCUGGAGUGAAGAUUUUCUAUGGUUCCCAGACUGGUACAGCAAAGGGAUUUGCAACGGUUCUUGCCAAAGCAGUGACUUCCCUGGAUCUGCCUGUGGCAGUUAUUAAUCUGAAAGACUAUGAUCCAGAUGAUCAUCUGGCAGAAGAGGUCACUAGUUCAAGUGUCUGUGCCUUCCUGGUUGCCACGUAUACUGAUGGCCGGCCAACCGAGGGUGCAGAGUGGUUCUGCAAAUGGUUAGAAGAGGCAUCCAGUGACUUUCGAUUUGGCAGAACUUACCUGAAGGGUAUGAGAUAUGCUGUGUUUGGCCUGGGAAAUUCUGCCUACCCAAGCCACUUCAACAAGGUUGGGAAGAAUGUUGACAAGUGGCUCUGGAUGCUUGGUGCUCGCCGUGUGCUGGCCCGAGGGGACGGGGAUUGCGAUGUGGUCAGAAGCAAGCAUGGCAGCAUCGAAGCCGACUUCAGAGCCUGGAAGACCAGAUUUGUCUGCCGGCUGCAGGCUCUUCUGAGAGGAGAGAAGUCCUGUGGUGGCAAGUGCGAAUCCAAGCAGCACAGCUCUGAGGACGUGGAGCCAGCGCCUCACCCUGGGGCCGCCUUGCGUCACGGGGACACCAAGGAGGAAGAGCCGUGUGAGAGCAGCAGCGAGGAAGAGUUUGGUGCUGACGACCACGGGGGCCUGAGUCCUGUUGUGGAUGUGGAGGAUCUUGGCAAAAUGAUGAGUCUCGCCAAGAAAGAGAAGAGAGAAGAGGAGCAGCAGGAAGAGAGAAGUUCGUUCAGGAACAGAGGGAAGAAGGAGGGUGUUGAAGGAAGAGCCAUGCUCACGCCUGCUCUCCGGGAAGCCCUCACGAAGCAAGGUUAUCAGUUGAUUGGGAGCCACUCCGGAGUGAAGCUUUGCAGGUGGACAAAGUCGAUGCUGCGGGGGAGAGGCGGCUGCUACAAACACACCUUCUACGGCAUUGAGAGCCACCGCUGCGUGGAGACCACCCCCAGCCUGGCCUGCGCGAACAAGUGCGUCUUCUGUUGGCGGCACCACACCAACCCUGUGGGCACUGAGUGGCGGUGGAAGAUGGACCAGCCUGAGAAGAUCUUAGAGGGCGCUGUGCAGAGCCAUCUGGACAUGAUGAAGCAGUUCCGAGCAGGAGUACCAGGUGUCAAAGCAGAGCGCUUCGAAGAAGGAAUGAAGGUCAAGCACUGUGCGUUGUCCCUCGUGGGGGAACCGAUAAUGUACCCAGAGAUCAAUAGGUUCUUGCAGCUACUCCACCAGCGCAAAAUCUCCAGUUUCCUGGUCACAAACGCACAGUUCCCUGCAGAGAUCAGAAACCUCAAGCCGGUCACUCAGCUGUAUGUCAGCGUGGAUGCCAGCACCAAGGACAGCCUGAAGAAAAUCGACCGCCCGCUCUUCAAGGAUUUCUGGCACAGAUUCCUUGACAGUUUAGAAGCCUUAGCAACAAAGCAACAGCGUACCGUCUACAGACUGACGCUUGUGAAGUCUUGGAAUGUGGAUGAACUCCAGGCCUAUGCCGACCUCGUGUCCCUGGGGAAUCCUGACUUCAUUGAAGUGAAGGGCGUCACCUACUGUGGAGAAAGUGCGGCCAGCAGUCUCUCCAUGGCCAACGUGCCCUGGCACGAGGAGGUGGUGCGCUUCGUCCGCGAGUUGGUGGCUCUGAUUCCUGACUACGAGAUCGCCUGUGAGCAUGAGCACUCCAACUGCCUGCUGGUGGCACACAGACAGUUUAAGAUCGAUGGAGAAUGGUGGACAUGGAUCGACUACGGCCGCUUCCAGGAGCUCAUCCAGGAAUACGAAGACAGCGGUGGGUUGAAAACCUUCAGCACGAAGGACUAUAUGGCCAAAACUCCCCCCUGGGCAGUGUUCGGUGCCAGGGAGCGAGGCUUUGAUCCCAGGGACACGAGAUAUCAGAGGAAGAGCAGAUCGAAGGACCUUUCUGGAUGUUGAGCUUGCUGGACCCAGAGCGGAAGUCCCGAGGUUCUGGGCCUGCCGAGACUUUCCCAGGGACAAAUCAGGCACAUCCUGUUUCCUCCAGGUGAGGGCCCCUCAGGGGUCGGACAGGACCCAUACUCAGGCCUGGGGCGGCUCCAGCACUCUGGCCAGGACUGUCCCUGUCCAUCUGUACUUCUGAGAGGAGAGUGGGGAGGGGCAGGGCUGGAGGGGUCACUGGGGUUGGACCAGCAGUUUUGGACUCACGAAGCUACGUGGCCGCGCCCUGUAGGGGGCCUGGCCCUUCUCUGUGCCUGGGUGUGCUCAGCAGUGGUGCCCGGCCACGUGGGUCUGCCCCGUCCCUCCUCACGACUUGAGACGACCUCUCCCACAAAGACCGUUUCUAAACACUGCGUCGUGACACCUCUGUUCAUCUCCAGCGCUUUGUGAAACGGCUCUGGACCGCACUCUGUCUCUGGCUGUCCCCACGGUCACCGUGGACCAGCACAGUCUGGCAGAGCAGAGGCAUCCUGCAGCAGAGGUGCUGCCUGACUGCCCGGCCUGGCCGGCUCCUGGUUGGCAGGGUGGCCAUGGGGCCUCUUGUGGCACCCAGCAGGUCUCCCUCCUCCCCCGCCAGCCUUGCUGAGCCCGCAGUCUGUCCUGGAGGGUCAGGCUUUCUCUAGCUGAAACAACGGACCCAGUGUCUUUUCUCAAGUGUCACAGUCGCUUUAAAAUUCUUUUACCAAAAAAUAAAUAAAGAGU
Messenger RNA from Sciurus carolinensis (gray squirrel), 3076 nucleotides. RefSeq names its product S-adenosyl-L-methionine-dependent tRNA 4-demethylwyosine synthase TYW1-like. Bases 158 to 2332 code for a protein of 724 amino acids. The transcript is spliced from 16 exons. Lineage: Eukaryota; Metazoa; Chordata; Mammalia; Rodentia; Sciuridae. The record is from RefSeq and is a predicted model, not a curated record. Gene Ontology annotation, molecular function: catalytic activity; 4 iron, 4 sulfur cluster binding; FMN binding. Gene Ontology annotation, biological process: wybutosine biosynthetic process.